UCCAUCCCCACCCUCUCGCCCGGCGGCUGCUUCCCCAUCCCCUCUCCGUCCACGGCGGGGAGCGCCGGAUUCCGGCCGUAGUUCGGUGCAUCUUCCGUGUAGCAAUGACCCAGUUAACUGGUGCUUGGAUAUGAAGUCCUACCUAGCCAGCUGCACACAAAAGAACCGACUUAACUAAGGUGCAAUUACCAUCUCUGCAAGGAAAGCUCUAAGGAGAUUCUCUGUUCAUGCGAUCAGCAUAAAAUUUCCACCUCAGUUAGAUAGUCACCCAACUAGAUUGAGAUAUUAUGGAUUACAACGAAGCCUGCAAGGGAUCAUGUGAAUGCGAAAAGUGUGAGACUGGCAAGAUUGCAGAGGCAAACAUGGAAUUUUAUGGAUCUGAAGAAGAAGAAGGUGAGAUCAGAGAGGUACAUGAGCCACCUAGACGAGAAAGCCCUAUCCAGAAAGUCACACCUGCCAUUGUUGAACAGGAGCAGGUCUAUAUAAGGCAAUCAGCUUCACCACCAAGAGCUUCUCAUAAAGGAGAGAGUACAGGUACUGUGGUUUUGCAACAGCAAUCUAUGUAUGGAGCAAUCCACAAAGACAUGUCUGCAAGCAUUGUACACUCAUUUGUGCAAGAUGCAAUUGAAAAGGAGCAGGUCAAUAUGAGGCCAUCAACUUCACCUGAGAGAGGAUCCUACCAAGGAAGGAUCCCAUGUAUUGUUUUUGUGCAACAGUCGAAGUGUAGUGCAAUCCCAGAGGACAUGGCUGCAACUCCUAGCGCAUCUUCUCAAGGGGUGGUUGAAGAUGAGCCAUCAACUUCAGCUCAAAGAGUUUCCCAUAUUGGAGAGACUGCAAGUACUGCUGUUGUGCAACAAUCUAAGUAUACUGCAUCUGAGGGCCAGCAUGUUGAUAUGAGGCAGCAUAGAAUACGUGAGAGCCACCGUCCAAGUUUUUCACCAUCUGCGUGCAGUAGUGCAGAAGAAAGGCAUAAGAAAAGGCAGGAAGGAUGUUUUAGAUACUCUGAUUUCCGUUGGGUCUUGAAAAUGAUUGAGGAAGUUUGUUCAGAAAGGCUUAGGACACUAUUGUCACGACAAAAUAGAGAUCGAAAGAACCUCAAAAUUGCACAGAAAAAGUACGAGCUAGAAUUCUUCCAGAAGCAUAUGCAUUCUUAUAAAGUCCGCCUUGCUCAUGUUAUGCCAACAAUAAGUUACCGCAGAAUGAUGUUGCCGAAGCUACAUUUCAGUAUUUUGCGCAACAGAUUCCAUAAACAUAUGAAAUCUCAGCUGAUAAAAUUUGUGAAACAACAAAUACGUGACAGAAACAAGGAGAAUAGAAUAAAAGCGCGGUGGAUAUUUGAGGCCAAAGCUGGCUACCUUAAGAAAUUGUUCUAUGUGACUUCCUUGGCAUAUGGUAAAUUCAAGUUGGAGAAACUGAAAUGCCGUAUGACUGACUAUUUGGAUGGUGAAGAGCAUCUCAAGUAUUUCAACAUGCAAUCUCUAACUACCCAAAUUGAAGCAAUUGCUUCUAAUAAAGAAUCUGAAUCUAUCUUUACCAGCGAUGUUACUGAGCCCAUUCUAGAAAACUCACCAGCAUUGCUUGAAACAAAUGGACCUACAAAGCUCGGGUUUUCAGUCGGUGUAGCAGAAGAUAUGACCACCUUAGAAAGCAGGUCUUCUCUGUCCACCCGUGCUCCCACCAUGGAGUUUGGUGAGAAAAAUGGGACACAAACUUCAUUCUCGGCUGCAGCACAAAACCAGGGUGGAAAUUUGGAGAGACCCUAUGCUUGCCAGCUUGGCAUGAGUGCAGUACUAGAGCCUGCUAAGGCAGUGACAACAGGUAAGCCAAGUGAUGUUUCUGAGCCUAUUGAAGAACACUCACCAUUGCUGCUCGUAACAAAUGGAGCUACACAGCUUGAGUUUUCAGUCGAUGUAUCAGAAGAAAUGGUUACUUUAGAAAGCAGUUCUUCUCAGUUAACCGGUGCACCAGGAAUGGAGUUUGGUGAAAAUGUCGGGACACAAAUUGCCUUCUCAGAAGCAGCACAAACCGUGGGUGAAAACAUGGAGAGUCCCUGUGCUUCUCGGUGUGUCACGAGUUCAACAUCUGAGCUUACUGUCACAGUGAGCAAUGAUACAGAAAAUGCUGCCCAGAUUUCUAGAGAAAAACGAAGGCGCAUAAGUUCAGGCAAUGAUGUCUCAGAAGGUACAUGUUGCAUGUCACGGAGAAAAUUUGGUGAAAAAGAUGGGAUACAUAGCGCCUUAUCACCAGCAACACAAAAUGAGGGGAGAGACAUGGAGAGAUCCUGUGCUUCUGACUCUGACAAGGAUGCAACGCUAGAAUCUGCUAUGACAGAGAACACUGAUUCAGAAAAUACUCUGGAUGGUUCUAAUGAAAAGCAAACACGCAUAAGUUCAGGCAAUAAUGUUUCAGAAGUUCCAUCUUCUAGGUCACAGAUAAAAUUCAAGCCUACGUCGAACCCUUGCAGAACAACAUUGCAUCAAGAGGUAUUUUAG
Molecule: messenger RNA, 2492 nt
Organism: Lolium rigidum
Lineage: Eukaryota; Viridiplantae; Streptophyta; Magnoliopsida; Poales; Poaceae
Exons: 2
Coding region: 288-2492 (734 amino acids)
Biological process (GO): heterochromatin formation
Source: RefSeq, a predicted model, not a curated record